Bursaphelenchus okinawaensis is the source of this 4408-nucleotide messenger RNA. Lineage: Eukaryota; Metazoa; Nematoda; Chromadorea; Rhabditida; Aphelenchoididae. The record is from the annotation of a GenBank genome assembly.
AUGUUUAUGGGUAAGUGUUGUGCUAUUGGUAGGGCUUUUUGGUCGUUUUGGUGCUGUUUUUUCGUUAUGUUGGUUCGCAGCUUGCGCCCACGCUCCUGCAGGCUGCAGAAGCUAAUUUUUCCUAAAAUUGGUGCCUUUUCCUUUUGUUUGUUUCAAGUUUUGGUCGGUUUUUUGUGAACUUCUUUCCGCGGUGUACUAUCCCUCAAUAUGCUUCAAAUUUCCAUUCAGUAUACGGUAUAUUACACUACUUACUGUAUCAGGCUAUAUCGUUACUGUACAGCCGACUAUUUACUUCUCAGCACCGCAUUUGUUCACAAACCGACGAAAAUUUGAACGAGGCAAAGGUAAUUGUGACUAAAAUUGGGGAAAUAAGCGGAUUUUAUGGAUUGAAGGUUUUCGUGGUGGGACCAAAGUUGGUUGUCAUAAAAUUGAAUUUUUUUUAAAUGGUUUUGAAGUUUGAACUUUUAUGGGUUAAAAGUGGCAAAUUGCGAUUAUUUAUGACUUUUUAAAAGCUUUCGUGGUGGGACCAACUAGGAUUAUUUGAAAAUUCUAAAUUUUGAAAAAUUGAUAGGUCUUACAACGAAAACUUUUAAAAAAGAAAUGGUUUUUUGUACCAUUUUAAGGCUAUAUAAGGCCAAAUUUAUAAAAUUUUAGGUUUUUUGAAAAUAAAAUUCGGUCUCACCACGAAAGCCUGAAAAAUAAAAAAAUUGUAAAAAUACUGCCAAACUUUAAUGCCCUAAUACCCAUUCAGCUUUUAAAAAUCCAUAUUUUAGCCGCAGUCCAAGCCGAAGUGCUAGCGAAUUUCAAAAUCGACCAAAUCCCUGAGGCAUUGUACGCCUGUGACAACAUAACAGCACCACACAACCAUUUCAUCUACUGUUCCGGCCGCAUACUUCAAGCCGUUCAAUCACACGGCCUAUACCAUGAUUCCAAGACAUUUGUGGACAAACCCCUCAAGUACGAGCCUAAGGUCGUGCUUCAGAAUUUUAAUGCACUGUUCCCAACGGACGACGCGAUUACUCGAGAAAAGUUGCAAAAUUUUGUCGACGAUCACUUUGAUGCCACUUGUAUUGAGCUCCAAGAGUAAGUUAUUGGGGCUUUGAUGUUGUAUUUGAUGUUUGGAAACAAAGUUUUAGCAUUUUUGUAAGGAAAAGGACCUUUUUUGUUUGUUUUUUCGAUCGCGUCAAAAAGAAUUGGAAAAUUUACAUUAGUUUUGCUAUGUAAAUCACCCAAUUCUUUAUGACGCGGCGAGAAAAUGAGGAAGGAUGGCUAAAAAUGUCAUUUUUGAUGGACUUUCUAUAAAUUUUGAUAAUUUCAGGUGUAAUCUAAAGGAUUGGGACCCAGAACCAGCACUUCUGGACAAAAUCUCAAAUCCAGGCUACCGAGAAUGGGCUCUGAAGCUGAAUGGAAUCUGGCGCCAGCUGUGCCGUGAAAUGACUCCAGAAGUUGAAACCCAAGAACCCAGAUACUCGCUGAUCUACGUACCGAACUCAUUCGUCGUACCGGGUGGUAGAUUUCGCGAAUUUUACUAUUGGGACACCUACUGGACUAUCAAGGGACUUCUAGCCUCAGGUAUGAUGGUCUACUAUAAUAUGUUUGAAAAAUGCAAAAAAUCUAUGAAGUUUAAGAUGAAAUUAAUUAUAACUGUGUCAAAAUGAUAUUUUCUAGGCAUGUACACAACCGUCGAACACAUGCUAAUCAACUUUGUCACCAUCAUCGACCGAUACGGCAUGAUCCCAAAUGGCGGCCGAGUCUAUUAUCUACGUCGUUCUCAACCACCACUCCUCACGGGAAUGUUUUACGAGUACUACAAGGUCACAAAGAACAUGGCUUUCAUGAGAAAGUACAUGUAUGCAUGUGAAAAGGUACGAUUUUAGCGAAUUUUAUAUUAUCCAAGGGGCUUGUUGAAAGGAGCUUGGGAAAUUUGAUGUUAUCCUUGAUUUUUGAUGAAAGUUGGGGUGAAAAUUUAUGUUAUUAGCUAAAGAAGAAGCAGGAGUAAUUUUUAAAAAAUGAAAUUUGUCUGUUUGCUUGAUGAACAGUCAAGAGAAGUUUUUUUUAAAUAUUAUCCAUGAGGCUUUUUGAAAGAAGAUUGGGAAAUUUAGAUUUUAUCCUUGAGUUUUGACGAAAGUUAAGCUGGAAAUUGAUCUUAGUACCUAAAGAACAAACUCGCACAGCUUGUAAAACCAACAUUUUGUUCCUUUGCUCCAAGGAAAAUGAGAAACGUUGAGAUGUUAUGUUAUCCAUGACCUCCUUUCGAUAGGAGUUCGCGAAACUUGAGAUUUCUUCCGAGUUUUGAGGAAAACCUAACAGUAAAUUGACAUUAACACCUAAAGAAUAAACAAACACAAAUUUUAUAUUUACAUUACUUUCAUUUCAGGAGCAAUUGUUUUGGGAAAAACACAGAAAACUGGAAGUUAAGUUGGAAUCUGGCGAAUCUCACCAAGUCUUCCAAUACCGUGCCGAUUCAACUGCUCCACGCCCAGAAUCCUUUGGAGAAGAUGCCAAUCUAACCAUUCAGCUCACCUCGAACAAAGACAAGACUCAAACAUGGAGAGAUUUGGCAUCGGCGGCCGAAUCCGGCUGGGAUUUCAGCAGCAGAUGGUUCGCAGGAGACGAAUUGUCUACUAUCGAGACGACCAACGUCUUACCCGUAGAUUUGAACGCGUAUAUUUGUUGGAACUACAAGAUUUUGGCUGAAUAUCAUGCGAAGACUGGUAAGUUUGAAGGUUUUGGCGAGAUUUUUGAACUUUAGUCAAAUCCGAUAUUUUCUGUGACAUUUCGUUAUAUUUUUCAAUAAAUUGUGGCUUUUUGUUCAAAAAUCAACGGAAUUGUUUAGAAAACCAAACAUACGCUCAGAAGUACAAGGAACAAUACGAAAAACAACGUGAUCUGGUUCAGAAAAUCUUCUUUGUUGAUAAUGGAGAACAAGCAGGAUGGUUCGACUACAAUAUCAGGUCCAAAGCUCAUAACUUGAACUUUUAUCCAAGCUCUGUCACUCCAAUGUAUACCAAGUGUGUGGAGGGCCUAGAAGAAAGUGUGGAAAAUAAGAUUCACGAGAGUAUGAAGAAAAGCGGCGUGUUUGACUUUGACGGCGGAAUUUCAACGAGGUAAGGAUGUUGUUGUAGAUGAAGUUGACUAUUUUUAUAAUAGUUUAUUUUAUGUUAAAUCAACUAAUUAUGUUAAUAUGGACCGAUUUCAGCACAAAGAAAGAUACCAACCAACAAUGGGACUUCCCCAACGGUUGGGCGCCGUUAAACCACAUGGUUAUUGUGGCAAUGUAUCAGGCAACGAGCCCGGUUCUGAAGAAGACAGGAGUUACCUUGGCGAAGAAAUGGCUUCACAAUAAUUACCACACCUUCAAUAAGACCGGAGUAAUGUGGGAGAAGUAUGAUGUAACGAGGAAAGAGGGAGCCGGCGAAGGUGGAGAAUAUGAAGUUCAGGUAUGCAUGUUGUUAUUGGUUUUUGAUUUUUAGGUAUGAAGAUGAAGUUAAACGGGGUGAAAGAUGGUUUUGAAAAUUGAAGAAGAGUUUGUUUAAGGUGAUACUUUAGGAUUUGGAUGUUUGGGGAUAAAAGUUUCAGCAUAAGAAGCAGAUUUUAUAUUAUCAUAGAUCACAAAAGGUUGAUAAUCGGUUUUUAUGUUUUAGGUAUGAAACUGAGAUUGAAAGUGGGUAGAAUAUUACUUAAUAUCUUGUGAAAAAUGUGGUUGAGCUGUUAUGAUAGGUUUUGCUUAUUAAAAGUUGAGUUAUUUAGGGUGAGGAUGAAAUUUAUAUUAUCAUAGAUGAAUAAAAACCUUGUUUUUGUUUUUGACAGUUUGGGUAUAAAAUCGGGCUUGUAAGUGAGUGGAAUUUAUUUUGAAAGCUUGAGAAGAUUGUUAUUAGGGUUUUAUGAUAAGUUUUCACAUUUUGAAUCGACCUGGUUAUGAGUAGUGAUCAAAAUUGAUAUUAUCAUAGAUCAGAUGUUACUGUUCGAAAUUUAGCCUUUUUCAUGGCUUUAAAGUCUGAUUUUAAAUUUAAAAAAUUUUUUUUGUAUUUUUAUGUGUAUGUGUAUAUUAUGGCCUUUUAGUAAAGUUUGGCUAAUUUCUAUAUUGUUUUAGGCAGGAUUUGGCUGGUCGAAUGGAGUAGCACUGGAUCUGAUGACAAUGGUUGGAGAUCAAUUAUUCGAGGAUAAAGGAGGAGACAAAGUACCAUACCAACCACAAGGAGAACCAUCCACUGAGGCCGUUACUGGGACUGUCGCAGAGACAGUCGCAGAGACCGUCGCUGAGACCGUAGCUGAGACCGUCGCUGAGGAUGUCACGGAGACCGUCGCUGAGACGGGCACGGAGAACUUCAUUACAGUCCAGGAUGCGAGUGCUAAAUUGGCAUUGAAUAUGAUGGUCAGCAGCGUGCUAUUGUUCUUGGUACUGUAA